AUGAACUUCAUCCACAGCACCCUCGACAAGGUGCGUGAGUGGGCGCCCGUCUCGCACACCUCAACCUUCCGCCAAAACGGGCAGAUCACGCCCGAAGAGUUCGUCGCAGCGGGCGACUACCUCGUCUACAAGUUUCCGACCUGGUCCUGGGCAGAUGCUUCACCGAUCAGCAAGCGCCUCUCUUAUCUGCCUGCUGGAAAGCAGUUCUUGGUGACGAGAGGCGUGCCAUGUCAUCGCAGACUUGAUGAUAAUUUUGCUGGAGAGGCAGGACAUGACGAGACGAUGGUGGGCGAUGGCGAAGAUUUCAAUACUGGGGCACCGCAUGCGCCUGGCGAUGAUGAGGAUGGCUGGCUGAGAACCGGGGGACUGGCUGCGAGCCAAGAAGCAAGAGUCAGAGAUGUGAGAACAGUGGAUGAAAGUGGCAAUAUGGGUGAGCGGGAAGAAGACGAAGAAGAUAUUCCUGAUAUGGAGGACGAGGAAGAUGAUGAGGAAGCUAUUAUUCGAGAUCCUAAAGCGGAUGGUGCUGAUUCAACGCGCCGUACCUAUACUAUCUACAUCGCAUAUGCACCCUAUUACCGUACUCCACGCCUCUAUCUUUCCGGCUACCUAGCCAACUCACAACCUCUUCCACCACAACUCAUGAUGGAAGAUAUUGUUGGUGACUACAAGGAUAAGACCGUCACACUGGAAGACUUCCCGUAUUUCAGCAACAAUAUCAAGAUGGCAUCCAUCCACCCAUGUAAACACGCCAGUGUUAUGAAGACUCUCCUCGACCGAGCAGACGCAGCACUUAAGAUCCGAAGAGAGAAGCUGAAGGCGGGAAAGAUCUUACCGGGAGCCAAGGAUGCGGGAAUGGAAGGCUUGGUCGAUGAUUUCGGAAAGACGGGAAUUGAGGAUAAGAAGGCGAUGUUAGAGGGGAUGAAGGCAGGUGGAAAUGGGAAUGAUGAGUGGGAGGUCUUGCAACAUGAUGCGGAAGCGACGCACGAUGAAGAGGUUGCUAUUCGGGUGGAUCAAUACCUGGUUGUCUUCUUGAAGUUCAUGGCAAGCGUCACACCAGGCAUCGAGCACGAUUUCACCAUGGGGGUUUAG
Molecule: messenger RNA, 1089 nt
Organism: Hyaloscypha bicolor E
Lineage: Eukaryota; Fungi; Ascomycota; Leotiomycetes; Helotiales; Hyaloscyphaceae
Exons: 3
Coding region: 1-1089 (362 amino acids)
Biological process (GO): autophagy of mitochondrion; autophagosome assembly; nucleophagy
Cellular component (GO): cytosol; cytoplasmic ubiquitin ligase complex
Molecular function (GO): Atg8-family ligase activity
Source: RefSeq, a predicted model, not a curated record